Molecule: messenger RNA, 5485 nt
Organism: Lytechinus pictus (painted urchin)
Lineage: Eukaryota; Metazoa; Echinodermata; Echinoidea; Temnopleuroida; Toxopneustidae
Product: Na(+)/citrate cotransporter-like
Exons: 12
Coding region: 219-1886 (555 amino acids)
Biological process (GO): transmembrane transport
Cellular component (GO): membrane
Molecular function (GO): transmembrane transporter activity
Source: RefSeq, a predicted model, not a curated record
AUAGCACACAAUUUGUUCAAUGACAAAGAAGCCGUCACGAAACACCCAUCGUUAUUAGUUUUAUAUCAUGUGUAUAUAAAUGUUGGGAACUUCAGAAUUUGUUUUGACUUUCAUAACGAAUCAAACGAAGGAUAUGAUUUGACGGUCAACACACUGAUGUGAGAUGAUCAAUGCCUCCAGAAAGUUUCAUAUUUGUAUCCUUCCUGUAGAUUGGUCACAUGGCCUACUGCAUAAUCAUCAUGGCGCUUUAUUGGAUGACGGAAUGCCUUCCUUUGGCUGCUACAGCCCUCCUCCCUAUCCUUCUCUUCCCGCUCUUUGGUAUCCAGAAGUCAAAAGAUGUUUGUAGUAACUACCUCACAGAUACCAACACUGUCUUCUUCGGGGGUUUGAUGGUGGCUGCAGCUGUGGAACGCUGGAACCUGCACAAACGAAUCGCUCUUCGAGUUCUGAUGCUUGUUGGUGCUAAACCAAGAUGGUUGAUGUUCGGCUUCAUGUUGACCACGGCUUUGUUGUCGAUGUGGAUGAGCAACACGGCAACGACUGCGAUGAUGAUCCCAAUUGCUCAGGCUGUCCUUAACGAACUCAAAUUUGACAAACACGACGCCGAGAUGGGCAAUGAUGUCGGGAAGGAUUCGAAAGAAAAGGAAAAACUUAGCAUUAAGAAUGAAAUUCAACUUGAUGAAAUUACAGCUGAUCACGUUGUUGAAGACUCAAACUCACACCCGUCGGAGAGCAAAAAGACACAUCUGCUCAUCGAAGAACCCCGCGGUGAGAAAGGAUAUCGUCUUCUCUGCAAGGCCAUCACUCUGUCCAUCCCGUAUGCCGCCAACAUCGGAGGCACGGCUACCCUGACAGGGACCGGGCCCAAUCUUGUCAUCAGUACACAGGUUGAAACACUCUUUGGUUCCGAGGCUGGUCUUAAUUUUGGUACCUGGAUGAUGUAUGCAUUCCCUGGCAUGGUUGUCUGUCUUUUCAUCUGUUGGAUCUGGCUACAGAUAAUGUACCUCGAUUGCUUUUGUCUAAAGAGAAGUGAUAGCGAAAUUGGGAAAGAACAGGAAGAGAAAGCGAAGAUGGUGAUCCGCAGAACUUACGCAGAGCUUGGUAGAAUGUCGUUUGCGGAAUGGGCUAUUCUUGGUCAUUUCGUGGUCCUAGUCAUUCUUUGGCUGGCAAGAGAUCCCAAGUUUGUCAGUGGCUGGUCGGUAGGCUUCCUAAAAGGGUACGUUACGGAUGCUACGUCGGUUAUAUUCAUCUCCUUGCUCCUCUUUGCCUUCCCAUCAAGGCUUCCUACAUUUUUAUGCCGAAGAAAUCGAGAUGGCGAUGAUGGACCAGAAGAUGAAAGGCCAGUGAAGAUUACCCCCAUUCUAACGUGGCCUGUUAUACACGAGAAAAUGGCUUGGAAUGUUAUUCUUCUUCUUGGUGGUGGAGCGGCCUUAGCUGAUGGUUGCAAGGUAUCGGGACUUUCUGCUUGGCUCGGAGGCAAAUUCUCGGUAUUUUCUUCACUGUCGCCUUCGGUAAUGGCUAUUAUCAUAUCAACAAUCGUAGCUAUCUUCACAGAGAUCACAAGCAACACAGCUACCGCCACUAUUUUCCUACCCAUCUUUGCUGAAUUGGGUAUAAGCAUCGGGGUAAAUCCGCUGUUUCUGAUGCUCCCGGCAGCUAUUGCGUGCUCCUUCGCCUUUAUGCUACCGGUGGCCACUCCGCCUAACGCCAUAGCAUUCGCUCAUGGUAAUCUCUCAGUACUUGAUAUGGUAAAAGCAGGAGUCGUGAUGAACAUCGCGUGUAUCCUGGUAUCCAAUCUUAGUCUCAAUACCUUGGGUGUGUGGAUCUUUGAUGUCAAUACAUUCCCUGCUUGGGCGAAUGUAACAGCAGCUGCAGUACCGACAUAACGGUUGACCGUCUCCAAGUAAUGACCUUGAUCGUGUUGAUGUGAUUGGAGACAACUUAAUUUUCUUCAACCCAUAGCUCAUCAGUGUCUGGUGGAUACAAGUUUUCGAUUAAGGAAGGAUAACUCCAAAUCAGAUUCAACUGGAUAUUCAUUCUAUUAGAAACAUGCAUUUAAAACUUGUUGUUUAUCUAUAACUACCAUGAUGAGAGAGUCUGAUGCAACUGGUGGUUGUAUUAUUUUGGUUUAUAAGACAAAAACACUCUGACCUGUCUGAGAUUCGUUGUGGAAACAUCUUAUAGAUAUUAACUUGGUCGUCAGGUGUAGUUCAAUUUUCUAUCUCAAAACCUAAGAACUGACUCUUUACAAGAUUCAAACAGCAGGUAAAGUUGUCAUAAUUAUGCAACAAACACAGUACUUCUUCCUGAAAGCAAAGGAACAAAACAAACAGCUAAAAACAAAACACAAAAAAUCCCACAGUCGUACACGUUUACCAUUGCCGGUAUACUGGUAUAAGUAAUUAUCGCAAUUUUUCUUUUUUAAAGACCUGUUAAAAGUGACCGGAUGAAAGGGUGAGUGUGUAAAUUUUUAAACACUAUUUUACAUCGCAUUUGAAUGGAAUGCAGUCGUUUCUUUAUAGAGUAAUGUAAAUGAUAUGACUAUGAACAGAGGUUGGGCCCAACUGGCUCUUAUGUUUAAUCAUUGUAAAUAAGUUAUAUUUUAGAGUUUAGCAUUCUGUUGGUCCGCCAACAAAUGAACAAAUGAAUAUGUUAAUGAGUGCUAAAUGAAAUUCCCAAUCUGCAGACUUAAAAUAAGGCUUCUAAAUUUGAAUUGUUUUGUUCACAAACGUUUCAUUGUAUUUUUUUUCUUCAAAACCUUAUAAGAAAUUCACCAACACUUAUCGAAAACAGCAAGGAUAUUUUAUGCAUGUUAUCUAGCACAAAACAUGUUUCAGUUGUAGGUAAAGUAAAAAUGAAUUUUUCUUUUUCAUCUCUUGAAAAAGAAAAAAAAAUCUUGAAAUGUAAACGUUUGAUUAGCCUUUUAAACUAUACCCAGACAUCUUUAAGUGAAGGCCGUAUCGUUGUAACAGGUUAUAUGAUAUUGGUUUUUCACUGUAUAUUUCUUUUUAUCAUAAAUAAGAUAUUUUCAUUCCUACACUUAUCUAUAAAGAUAAGUAUAAAUCUUAUGAAAAUAACAUAUUUGUUAUAUUGGCAGUGGUGGAUCCAGGGGGGGGGGCACAGCCGGCCCAUGCACCCCCCCCCCCCCCCCCUCUGAGAGCCAUAAUCAAAAUUUGUAAUGUAAAUAAACCGUUUUGACUCAAGUGUGCGCCCCCAGCCUUUGAAAGUGAGGACCUUUUUUCUUUUCUUUUUUGCUUGUCAAAUUUUCCGCGGACGAAAUGACCUUCAAUUUUAGAUGAAUACUCUUUUUUUUUUGCUUGCUUGCUUGUCAAAUUUUCAUCGGGAAAAUGUGCCUCCCCCCCUUUUGGAAAAUCCUGGAUCCGCCCCUGCAUAUUGGUGUAUGUUACAUAAGUAUUUAACAUUUAAUUACUCCCUCCGGUGGAUUGGUAUUUCAUAUUUUUACUGAAGACGAAAGUCUUUGGAUUUCAACGUGUUUAAUGAUUCCGUUGGUGUAUAGAAUGUUGAUUUGUCAUAUUGAGGAGAAAAUGAAUCACUUUUUAGUUCAAAAUUAUGUGUCAAAUUUGAUGUUCUUCUACCUCUCUUAAAUUUAUUCACUUCCUUUUCACAAGCCAGAAAGGACCUUUUCUUUGUUAAAAAAUACGAUGCAUCAUAAUAGGGACUAAAGACAUGAUGAAAUGAUAUGGAAUAAAUAUAGAUUAACAUGGUUCAUGAUGGAAAUUUUACUUAUGAAUUUCAUAUAAACCCCUCAAAAAAAGUUUGGAAAUCUGAGUUUGGCCAUUAAUUUCUCCAAAUUCCCAAUUCUACACAAUGCAUAUUUGACAUCAUUCAAAAGAUAAUUUAAUUUUCUUUAAAAUGAUACUAUGCUUGUUAUGAUCAUGCCAUCACGAAAAGAGCAGGAUUCAAAAGUGUUGGAUGAGGACUAAAUUGAAAAGCUGCAAAACGAGCAAAAACAGUUUGGAAAUCUGAAUUUGGCCAUUAAUUUCUCCCAACUCCCAAUUUUACACAAUGCAUAUUUGAUAUCAUUCAAAUAAUCAUUUAAUUCUCUUUAAAAUGAUACCAUGCUUGUUAUGAUCAUACCAUCACGAAAAGAGCAGGAUUCAAAAGUGUUGGGUGAGGUGUGAAUUGAAAAGCUGCAAAACGAGCAAAAACAGUUUGGAAAUCUGAAUUUGGCCAUUAAUUUCUCCCAACUCCCAAUUUUACACAAUGCAUAUUUAAUAUCAUUCAAAGGAUCAUUUAAUUCUCUUUAAAAUGAUAUCGUGCUUGUUAUGAUCAUACCAUCACGAAAAGAGCAGGACUCAAAAGUGUUGGAUGAGGUGUGAAUUGAAAAGCUGCAAAACGGGCAGAAAUAGUGAUGUAGGGUCAAUACAGAACAUGAUUCCUUUGUCUGUGUUAAUAGAGAUGAAAAUCCAUUCAAAUCAAGCCCCUGCUUCUUCAUUUUUAUGUUUUGUUGUGGUUUAUGUUGUGAUGGUUCUGUGAGAUAACAUGGUUUGAGUCGUGGUUUGAAAAACCCAUGCAUGUUUGUUUGUUUGUUGUUGUUUGUUUGCUUGUGCAGAGGUGUGUUUGAUUCCAUGUUAAUGUUGAUGUUAAGGUGCACGAAAACAGUUAAAAGAAACCGCUGAGAAACUCACUCAGUGACUUUCAAUAUUGUGUCAUUUUGCAACUUUUGAAUUUUGACUUUGCCCCACAUUUCAAGGCACUGCAUCUUAAUGUGAACCAUAAUCAUAUCAUGUAAGGUAUCAUUUUAAAGACAGAUAAAUGAUCUAUUCAUUGAUAUUAGUUACUCAUUGAUAUUUACUAAAACAGAGAAGGGAUUAUCGAUCAAAAUCAAAAUAAACCGCUGAGAAACUCACUCAUCACCACGGAAAAAAGAACAGUGACUUUCAAUAUUGUGUCAUUUUGCAACUUUUGAAUUUUGACCUUGCCCCACAUUUCAAGGCACUGCACCUUCAUGUGAACCAUAAUCAUAUCAUGUAGGAUAUCAUUUUAAAGAAAAUCAAUUGAUCUAUUCAUUGAUAUUAAUUACCCAUUGAUAUUUACUAAAACAGAGAAAGGAUUAUCGAUCAAAAUCAAAAUAAACCGCUGAGAAACUCACUCAUCACCACGGAAAAAAGAACAGUGACUUUCAAUAUUGUGUCAUUUUGCAACUUUUGAAUUUUGACCUUGCCCCACAUUUCAAGGCACUGCACCUUCAUGUGAACCAUAAUCAUAUCAUGUAGGAUAUCAUUUUAAAGAAAAUCAAUUGAUCUAUUCAUUGAUAUUAAUUACACAUUAAUAUUUACUAAAACCGAGGAGGGAUUAUCGAUCAAAGUCAGAUUUCCAAACUUUUUUUGAGGAGUUUAUGUGUAUUUCAACGAGUCUUUCAAUCGAUUCUCUCAACCUUGUCUUCUUAUUACUUUUCAUUUUCGAUGAUUACAUAAAAAUACUUUCCAUCUCUAUUUUGGAUAUAAAUUUAUAUUAUAUUACA